AUGCAACCUUUUUAUGAAAAAAGUAAUUCUAUACCUAAGAUUAUUCUCUCGUUAAAUAUUUGUUGGGAGUCAUAUGGUAUUGUUAAUCAAAUAAUUAAUUCCUUAAGAUCUAAGAAGUUGAUAAUCAAGACAAUUGACUUUAAUUCCGUUUGUAUUACUUGCGGCUCUUGA
Molecule: messenger RNA, 171 nt
Organism: Debaryomyces tyrocola
Lineage: Eukaryota; Fungi; Ascomycota; Pichiomycetes; Serinales; Debaryomycetaceae
Source: the annotation of a GenBank genome assembly